Helicoverpa zea (corn earworm) is the source of this 390-nucleotide messenger RNA. RefSeq lists its product as uncharacterized. Bases 1 to 390 code for a protein of 129 amino acids. Lineage: Eukaryota; Metazoa; Arthropoda; Insecta; Lepidoptera; Noctuidae. The record is from RefSeq and is a predicted model, not a curated record. The transcript is spliced from 2 exons.
AUGGGCGAAGACUAUAACCCAACGGCUUGGUCAAUUGUUGGUCCAGCAGCCAUAGACAAGGUGCUGAAAAUGUCCUGCCCUCAGCUGAUUCACUCGGCCAACUACCGGGCAGAGCCCUUCAGUAACUGUCAUGGCAUAACAGUAUUCAGCUACGAUUUUUUCUAUCCAUAUUACUACACGGAGAUCGAAGACAUAUUUAGUGCUCCAACAGUAGAUUUCGACUUGGGAAGACCUUACGCUUACCAUAUGUGGGACUUCUUGUCGCAUAACAUAUCUAUUCAUAAGGAUACGGUGUACGAAAUUGUUGCUGGCGCCUUCUGCCCUACGAUCCAUGACACGUACAGAGAUGAAUUUUGUGUUGAAAAUAAAUUUGAAUUACCCUGGCAGUAG